Molecule: messenger RNA, 225 nt
Organism: Penicillium digitatum Pd1
Lineage: Eukaryota; Fungi; Ascomycota; Eurotiomycetes; Eurotiales; Aspergillaceae
Source: RefSeq, a predicted model, not a curated record
AUGCUGGCGGGAGUCGCUGGAAAACUAUGGCAACAAGCGCCUAUUCAACUUCCACGAGCCCUCAGCCCUCGAUCUGCUUGGCUUUUUGCGGAGAGUGUUCGGCGGGACGAUUAUUGUCUGCUUUAUGUUGCGCAGUGCUUACUCGUUGAAUACGAGGAGCUAUUCUGUUCGGACCCCGUUUGUCGACUCUUUGCCGUUCGACUCACGGACGAAUUUAUGGGAUGA